CAUUUUGUAGCAACAGUCCCUCACUCAGUGUGGUGGUAGUCUCCUUACACUAACGUUCGUCUCGGUGCUAUCUAUUUUUACUUUUAAUCUAUUAUAGAAUAUACUUUGUCUUUAGUUCGAAAUGGAUGAUAAACACCAAAAUGUACGCGUGGUGACAGCGGAAAGCGAAUCGAAGUUCGUUUUCGACACUUGCUGCUGCUGCAUACCGUUGAGGACAGGAUGCCUCAUUCUCGGAUACCUGCAACUGGUCGCCUACAUAUUGUACGGUAUAUUUUCCGUGCUGGGCAUAGGAAGCGGCGUCGCAUUAAUGCACGUGACUGAUGGCCUGGAGAAUAAGGAAGACGACAUGAGAGUAAAAGCCAUUGCUACCAUUGUCAUCUUACUCAGCGCUCUGAUACUCGUGGUGAUUCUGAUCGCUCUGCCAUUCACCAUAGUACUCCUCGUUGGACUGCAUAAGGAAAGACGUAAUUACAUUAAAAUCUACCUGAUCUUCGCGGUGAUCGCCCUCGUCAUUAACGUAGUCGUGGAUCUCUCUAAGUUCUCCGGCGGCUACGCGCCGAUGAAGCAGCUGCCUUCUUCGAUCAUAGGCACUCUGCUUAGCAUUUACUUCCUCCUGGUGCUGAGGAGCCAGUACAUCAAGAUGGGAAUCGCUGCCAACAACCUGCCCACGCAGCACUACCGCGAGGGGCAACUCAUGAACACGGAGAAGGUUUAAGCCUUCCGACCACUAUCAGCAGACCUACUAGUAUUCCUAUCUCACUGGAUAUGAGCUUUAGUUGUUGGCGGUGUUAACCCCUGCGUCUCGGAAAGCACGUGAAACUGUCGAUCCUGCGCCUGAUCUCUCUCCGGUCGUGUCGGAUUGCCGAUCCACCGCGAGGGAAUCAAGAGUGCACCUCUGUUCCCGCACACACGUACACUAUAAAGAUAUCUCUUUCGGAGUUGGCUAGACUCCGUUGAGAAAAGCCACUGUGGCCGAAAAUCAAUCACAAAGUGUAUUUUUUUAUUAGAAUUGUAAAGUAAGUAGGUACGUUUUUUUAUAAAAAGACCGUUGACCGUGUACUUGCGCAGUGGCAGAUUUAUCAAUCCAUUUGGUGGUAUGAAAUGAGGCGCAACAGCAGAGGUGUUAACAGCAGGGAUUGGUUUGUUCGGCAUCGUUUCUCGCGAAGUGGGUAUUGAAGAAAAAUACCUACCAAAUACCAAAUUCAGUUAUUUGUAAGGCAUUCAUCGCAGUGUAUCUACAACCUAUGAUAACUAAAUUACAUCGCCAUUGAGACAUGGAAUAGGUCUGCUGAUACAUAAGUUAUGAAUACGAAGAAGACGGGAUGGGGCGGUCCGAGUCAUAUGCGGACGGAGAAAUUCUGUAUUGUUACAUUUUUGCCUACCAUAGCUUUUGAAUACAAGAAAUACAACAUAAUGCAUUUCGUUGUAAAUGAAAACAUGUAUGAUCAUGCCUGGGUGAAUGAUGGAGCAGAGAGACAGAAAAACAAUUAUCUAGGCAUUUCGAUUGUCAAACUGUUUUUGUAGCAUCUUAUUUUUCGCCAUUUUGGCGCUGAUGGCAGCAGCGAGCGUCAUAUGAGCGUACUCUGAACUAAAUGUUAGUGAUGAGAUAUUUGUCAGCAUAGUGUCAGCACGGAGACCAUUUGAUACAAAGUGACAAUUUUAAUUCCCGGUACGCUCAGUGGGGCGCUUCGAAUUAGCACAAA
This is a messenger RNA of Maniola jurtina (meadow brown), 1703 nucleotides long. RefSeq lists its product as uncharacterized. The record is from RefSeq and is a predicted model, not a curated record. Lineage: Eukaryota; Metazoa; Arthropoda; Insecta; Lepidoptera; Nymphalidae. Bases 122 to 715 code for a protein of 197 amino acids. The transcript is spliced from 5 exons.